CACUUCACCUGGUCUCUGUAAACCCUGCCGUAGCAUCCUGAACAUCAUUCAUAGAUCUCGUCAGGAGGAGGAGAAAUUUCUUGGGAAUGAUAAAACAACGAGCAAAACAGGAACUGCCAGGCCGGCUGGCUGUCCCAAUGGCUGAAGAAAAGCCCGGGUAUAACUGCACUGUCAGUGAAGUCACCAUUGUGAACCUAAAGCCUGAGAAAAAUCCCAUUCUCAUUUUGCCAGGAGGGAAGCCAGGGAGUGAAAACAGAAACCUUGGUUUACAUCCCCCUUCUCCAAAGAUUUCAGAGAUGAGGCUGUCCCAGGGAGACAAGAAAUUGUGGCCAGAAAAAGUGAAAAAAGAGGAGGUUUUGUCUCCCAGCCUGCAUCGUGCACAUGAGUUUUAUAGCAUGGAUAACAUCACCCUGAAGAGGCCAGUGAGGUUGGCCCCUCUGGAUAUCCCUGUGGAAGUAAAAGAAGCUCAGCUCCAAAGGAUUAUGAGCAUCCACAGAGAAACCCAAAUGGCUGCUCAGAAGCUGACCAUUACUACCAGCAAUGAACCCCAUGUGAAAAGGGUAAAGAAUCUGGCUCAAGGGGAGCUGGAAAACCUACAAAAGAUAAAGCUGAGUGAGAAGUCUGCUCUGGAGAAUAAGGAUGAUCCCCCACACCCUAAAAGCAGCAAACCCCUGGGAGAAAUUCAAAUUGUUUUGCCUCCGGAGACACCUUCUAAGCUGACUAAACAACCAGUUGUCGAAGAAGCUCCCAAGGCACUCCUGAAGCCAUUAAUUCCCACUCUCCAGGUAUCUGACAUUCAUGAAGAGUCUAACAGCCUUGACAGCACCCCCGAGCCAUGCCAGAAUGGUUCUCGGCGCCGAUUCAGAGUAAGGCACAUGAAAGAGCAGCAGGAAGACCAGGGGAAAGCUAAACCCUUAAAGGUCACAGAUCCAAGUGGUGGAGAAGGCAAGCAGAAAACUGCAGGUCAACGAGCACAAAAAACCCUCAGUGAUGCAAGCAAGCUCAUUGAAAAUGUGGCCAAAAAGCAGAAGGAACGAGGAGCCAAGCAAGAGGAAUUGGAUGAAGCUUCUCUUGUGAGGAGGCAGUCUACUCGAAGGAUGGGCUUGGGAGACAUCAUCCAGGUGGAUGAAGACUGAAAAUCACUUGCCAUGUAAUGCACAGAAGAUUUAGACACCAUAACUACCCAAGAAAAUGUUUUAGGCUGAGUGCUUGGAUAGAAGUCUUCAGAAGAUUUUCUGGAGACAUUAGUAAACCACAAAGUGAAAAUAAGUUGAUGUUGAACAUCUCAGUCAUUUCUAAGAUGCUCAAGCAAGUGGUUCAUAGGACAAAUAUCCUUCUGCAACACUAGAAAGGCUCCAGCUACAGUUCUGUGUAGCAUUGAGUACAACUUUUCAAGACAUGAAGGAAAAAUCUGGAUAUGAACUGGACAGGGGGAUCAAGAGAAAAACAGAAACCUAGAAAAUAUUGUGUCUGGGGUGAGAGAAAAAGAAAUAACGCAAUUUGCUCUAAAAAACACCCCCCACACACACAUUUUCAGCUGUAUCAAGGUUGUUUCAGAAAGACAAGACUAAAAUGUUCUCCAUAUAUAUUGCUGGCAGAACAA
Messenger RNA from Apus apus (common swift), 1603 nucleotides. RefSeq lists its product as uncharacterized. The coding region runs from base 87 to 1136 and encodes 349 amino acids. The transcript is spliced from 2 exons. The record is from RefSeq and is a predicted model, not a curated record. NCBI's taxonomy places the organism in Eukaryota, Metazoa, Chordata, Aves, Apodiformes, Apodidae.